Messenger RNA from Penicilliopsis zonata CBS 506.65, 3318 nucleotides. RefSeq lists its product as hypothetical. Bases 1 to 3318 code for a protein of 1105 amino acids. NCBI's taxonomy places the organism in Eukaryota, Fungi, Ascomycota, Eurotiomycetes, Eurotiales, Aspergillaceae. Gene Ontology annotation, biological process: nucleoside metabolic process. Gene Ontology annotation, molecular function: ADP binding; catalytic activity; protein binding. The transcript has 3 exons. The record is from RefSeq and is a predicted model, not a curated record.
AUGGCGCGCCGCCUCAGCUGCGACCAAUACACAGUCGGGUGGGUGUGCGCCUUGCCAGGCGAGCUCACCGCAGCACAGGAGAUGCUUGAUGAAGAACACCAAGACCUUCCGCCGAAUAGCAAUGAUACAAAUAUAUACACGCUAGGGUGUAUAGGCGGCCACAACGUCGUCCUUGCAUGUCUGCCCGCAGGGCUGACGGGCACCAACUCGGCGACGGCAGUCGCCAUGCAGAUGAAGAGCACGUUCCCCGCCAUCCGGUUUGGGCUGAUGGUGGGCAUCGGAGGCGGCGUUCCAGGCACAGAAGCAGAUAUUCGCCUCGGCGACAUUGUUGUGAGUCAGCCCGGGAACGGCCAUGGUGGAGUGGUUCAAUACGACUUUGGAAAGUCGACGCCAGGCAGGUUCACGCGGACGGGCUUCCUCAACUCUCCUCCUCCCAUCCUUCUCGCCGCCGUUUCGAAACUUCGAGCCAACCACGACCGAGGGAGAAAUAGUCUGUCGCCGCACUUGUCAAAGCUUGAAAGCCUCCCUAAAUUUAGCCGCCAGCAAGCAGGUCGCGAUGUGCUAUUUGAAGCAGCGUACAGUCACGAUAGAAGGGAUAACGAUAGCUGUGUGUCAUGUGCGGCUGCGAGAAUGGUGCAGAGGAAGGAGCGGGCGACCAAUACCCCUAUGAUCCACUAUGGUACGAUUGCAUCGGGAAACCAGGUGAUGAGAGACGGGGUAGAGCGGGACAAGAUCAGUCGGGAAUUCAAAGGCGUUCUCUGCUUUGAGAUGGAGGCUGCCGGCCUGAUGAACACCUUCCCGUGCCUUGUGAUCCGCGGAAUCUGCGACUACUCUGACUCGCACAAGAACAAGAGAUGGCAGCCGUACGCGGCGGGAGCAGCAGCGGCGUACGCGAAGGAGCUGCUAAGUGUGAUACCGGCGGCAGAUGUACUAAACACAAAGACAGUCAACCAAGCAAUACAAGAGCCGAUGCGUAGUUUUAACCUCCCCUUACUACGAAAUCGCCAGUUUGUCGGUCGAAGUGCAGAGCUCGAUACGCUGAAACAAAAGCUCUUUGUGAAUAAAGACUGCCAGAAAGUGGCGCUCAGCGGCCUUGGUGGAAUCGGCAAGACACAGGUUGCGCUGCAGUUUGCAUUCUCUGUCAUGGAAAACUAUCCAGAGUUUUCCAUCUUCUGGGUACAGUCCUUGAGUAUGGAAACCUUUGAGCAGGGCUGCAUGGGGAUAGCAAGAGCAUUAGGAAUAGGCCAGGGGCAGCAGAACACAGAAGAUGUGAAGGUCCUUGUGCGACAACGGCUAUCCGCAAAGACUGCAGGAAAGUGGUUGCUCAUUGUUGACAAUGCCGAUGACCUUGAUUUGCUUUGUGGGCGCCAUCAAGAAGAGGGCUUGUUGGCCUUUCUGCCAGUAAGCGAUGACGGCCUGACCAUAUUCACGACGCGACAUGGAGGCGUGGCGCAACACCUGGCGGGCGGUGAUGUGAUUGAAAUGGGGAAAAUGACGCGACAAGAGGCAGUGGACUUGUUGGAUAAGUCAUUGGUUCGAAAGAGUCCUUCUUACAACCCUGAGAUCGUGACGAAUCUUCUUUCAGAGCUGGAAUAUCUCCCGUUGGCUAUUACCCAGGCGGCAGCCUAUAUCAACACAAACAAAUCCUCUAUUUCCGAGUAUCUGCGGUUGUGGCAGAAAACAGAGCAGGAUGCUAUUGCUAUCAUGAGCACGGAUUUUGGCGACAAGACUCGAUACCAGAAUUUGACAAAUGCAGUCGCCAAAACAUGGAUGGUAACCUUCAACAAGAUUGUCGAACAGGAUUCAUUAGCGGCAGAUGUCCUCGCAUUUAUCUCUUGCAUUGAAUGGAGGGCAAUCCCGUACUCUAUUUUACCAACAACUCACCCCGAAGCACGGCUGAUGGGAGCCAUCGGCACACUCUGCUCCUACUCGUUUCUAGAGAGAAGAGAGGAUGGCACUACACUUGACAUGCAUAGGCUAGUCCACUUGGCGACAAGGCUGUGGGUUAGUCAAUCAGGCCACGAAGCAGAGAGGAGAAUAGCAGCAUUAAAACACCUCUCGGAAGUCUUUCCAUCCAACGAUUACACUAAUCGUGAGAUCUGGCGGGUUUAUCUGCCGCAUGCGGCACGCCUAGCGAGUGAUGGGCAAUGCCAAGAUGGGAAAGAAAAGAGCGAGCUCUGUCGGAAGAUCGGGCAGUGCCUAUACACGGAUGGACGUAUGAAAGAUGCUGUCCUCUGGUUACAAAAGUCUUGCGAGUGGGCGGAUCAGAACCUUGCCCAAGAUAAUCUACAUCAGCUAUACUUGCAGCAUUUGCUCGCCGUGGCAUAUCACGCAAAUGGACAGGUCAAAAAAGCAGUCAAACUGUUAGAGUGUGUUGUCACGAUACAUACAAAAGUGCUUAAAGAAAACCAUCCUAGCCGACUAGCAUCACAACAUGAGCUCGCUAGAGUAUAUCUAGCAAAUGGACAAGUCAAGAAGGCGAUCAAACUGUUAGAGCAUGUUGUCGCAAUACAUAUAAAAGUGCUUAAAGAAGACCAUCCUAGCCGACUAGCAUCACAACAUGAGCUCGCUGCAGCAUAUGAAGCAAAUGGGCAAGUUAAAGAGGCAGUUGAACUAUUAGAGCAUGUUGUCAUGAUAGAGGCAAAAGUGCUUACAGAAGACCAUCCUAAUCGACUAGCAUCACAACAUGAGCUCGCCAUAGCAUAUCAAGCAAAUGGACAAGUCAAGGAGGCGGUCAAAAUACUAGAGCACAUUGUCACAAUAGAAGUACAAAGGCUUACAGAAGACCAUCCUAACCGACUAGCAUCACAACAUAUGCUCGCCAUGGCAUAUCAAGACAAUGGACAGGUCGAGGAAGCAGUCAAACUGCUGGAGCACGUUGUCAUGAUAGAGGCAAAAGCAGUCAAACUACUAGGAGAUGUUGUCACGAUAGAAGCAGAAGUACUUGCAGAAGACCAUCCUGACCGACUAGCAUCACAAUAUGUGCUCGCCGUGGCAUAUCAAGACAAUGGACAGGUCAAGGAAGCAAUUGAACUGCUGGAGCACGUUGUCGCGAUAGAAGCAAAAGUGCUAGCAGAAGACCAUCCUUAUCGACGGAGUGGUCCCUUGCUGCUUUCAUCUAUGAAGGAAAAUUUGCUGCAGAGGUCAAAAACAGGACAGGCGUCUGUAGAGGUUCCGCAAGCGAUGUCUCAUAGCAACAACAUGUUCAUGGCGACAUCAGACCAGUCAUCACCGGAUCAGGGGCCAGAAGCGAGCAGCACCUCAAGAAGAAGAGUUCUCGUAAAUCGGAUAAAGGGCAUUUUCAGGAAGGACAGGUAG